UCACUGGCCGGGCUGGGACUAGGCUGCAUCUGGAGGUCGGAGCAGUGGAAAAGUGAAGCCAACGGGUGCAGCAGAGCGAGAAGAGCUGCCCAGAAGACUCUGUGCUGAGUGCUCCACUGGGCAAACACAAAUAUGGCUGCUAGAUCUCUGUUCUACCUUCUCUGCAUCCUAUCAGGGAUUGCCUAUCCAGCGUCUGCCGCCAGGCUUGGGGAACAGCAGCAAACAUUCCCGAAUUGCAAAAAGGGAUUUUUCCUGAGCGAGCGUAACAAGUGCUUCCCAUGUAACUGCAAAGGCCACGCAGACUCCUGUGAAGACAUCACCGGUGUUUGCAGAAAAUGCAAGGAUCACACUACAGGAGAUUUCUGUGAGAUGUGUGAGGAUGGUUACAUGCUGGCCCCCAGCCUGGAUGGAAGACACACCUGCCGCCCCUGCGCCUGCCCCCUCUCCAUUCCCUCCAAUAACUUCGCAGUGCACUGUGACGGAGGAGCUGCCAUUCUGCGCUGCAAGUGCAAAGAGGGCUACGCUGGACAUCUGUGUGAGAGGUGUACUCCAGGUUACUACGGCAAGCCCAUGGAGAUCGGUAAUUCCUGUAAGAGGUGCGACUGCAACGGCAACUCCGACCCUAAUCUGAUCUUCAGCGAGUGCCACAACGUGACGGGCAACUGCCAGCACUGCUGGGGGAAUACAGCCGGGGCCAAGUGUGAAAGGUGUGCCCCCGGUUUCUACGGAGACGCCAUCAGUGCCAAGAAUUGCAUAGAGUGCCAGUGCAAUGAAUGUGGCACCUCUUCAUGCGACGACAGGACAGGUGUGUGUCACUGUAAGCCGGGAGUCACGGGACGCCUCUGCGACCAGUGUGAGGAGGGCUACUCAGGUUUCUCCAGCUGUCAGGGCUGUCGGAGGUGUGAAUGCGGGCAGGCUUCCCUCCGCUCCACCUGCCACCCCCUCACCCACAGCUGUCCAUGCCGCCCGGGGGCCGGAGGGCGUUACUGUGAGCGCUGCCUCCCUGGCUACUGGGACUACAGCCCCUCUGGCUGCCAGAAGUGCGACUGUGAGAGUGGACACUGUGAUAUGCACACAGGAGAUUGCCUGUCUGAGGCUGCUGUCAACCUGUGCAACAUCAGUUGUGAUGAGUGCAUUUGGCAUCUGAUUGGAGACCUGCGGCAGUCCAAUAAGACGCUGGACCAGCUGAAAGUCGCAGUGCUGAACAUCUCCAGCGGUGCUGCUGCCAAUGACAGGCUCAAAUACUACAACUACACUGCUCAACGACUACAGACUCAGUUUCAAGGCUGGAGAAACAAGUCAGCUGUGAUGAAGGCCCAGGCGGGGGAUCUGGAGAAGAACACAGACGCUGUGGUGUUUGAGAUCAAACAGCUGGGAGACUCGGAGAGUGUAGUGCAGGCUCUAGGGGAGCAGCUGGACAACGACACGCUGCAGACUUUCACCCUGGCUGAGCAGCUCAGCACAAACCUCACUGACCUCAAUAUACGCAUCGAAGAGAUGAUCCAUGACUGGGAGCUGUACAGUGUGCAGCAGGAAGUGGAUCCAGAGGUGGCCAGGCAGAGCAUAGAGCGGGCCCAUAGGAUGGUGAUGUGGAUGAGGACCCUGGACCUGUCCCCGCGAGAGCCCACCGCCACUGAUGAGUCCACUGAAGCCCACGACCUGUUGAGGCGAAUCCGCCAGUUGGAGAAGAAGUUGAUCACCACAGACGGCAGACUCCCUCCCAUUAAGGAGAUAUUGUCCCGCUUUUCCAGCAAGCUGUCAGAUGCUGAGGGCUUCCUGCACAAAGCAACCAGCACCCUCCAGGAGACGGAGGACAGGAACAGAGCCAGCAUCCUCAAAUUCCAGAGGAAUGAGGCCAGGGGGCAGAGGCUGGCAGAGGAACACGCUGCUGUCAAUGAUACACUGGAAACAUCCAGAGGCUCCAUUUCUGACACUGAGAGGACUGCGGCUGAGGUGGAGGCUAUGGUGCAGAACGUGAGUCAGUACCAUGCAGCGAUUGAUGGUGCCGGCGAAAAGCUGACGGAGAAGACUGAGCGCCUGGCGCUGGCUGACAGAGAUCUGGUGCAGAGGGCUGAUGACCACGCUGAAGAGCUGGACCGACAGGCCAACGAGCUGGAGGAGGACCUGAGAGAGAGUGACGCCAACGGCUUCGUGCAGAAAGCCAUCAGCGCCGCCAACGUCUACAACAACAUUGUGAAAUAUAUCGAUGAUGCCAACAUCACCUCGCUCACCACACACAACUUAUCCCAAAGAGCUGAAGAUGCCAUCAAUGGAAUCAACAUGCAGCUCGGGAGCCUGGUGACACAGAGCGGCAACGUCUUCAAGGAGUCCGUUUCUUUACAUUCAGAACAGAAUGAGGUAGAAGCAGAGGUGACAGACAAGCUGAAAUACAUUGAGGAGACCAAAGAAACCAUGGAGAAAAACAGCAAAAAACUGGCAGAUAUAGUGGAUGAUAUCAGUGGGAUUCAUACAGACAGAACACCACAACGACUGGAGUUCACCCAGAAUGUGGCUGAGGCGACUCUCAACCGCUCAGCAGAAGUCCUUCAAACCAUAACCCCCAUCGGUAGCAAGGUGGAGGAGUGGGCCAACAACAUGCGGAACAAUGAAUACUCUACAACUGCUUACGAAGAGGCCGUCCUAUCUGCCGGGGAAGCAGUGGAGAACCUGAAUGUGCUGGUUCCUGCGCUGCUGGACAAGCUGAAGGUGGUGGAGCAGAAGAAGCCUGUUAACAACGUGACCACCAACAUCCUGAGGAUUAGAGAUCUGAUAGCCCAAGCCCGGAGUGUGGCCAAGAAGGUGCAAGUGUCCAUGAAGUUUAACGGUCAGUCUUCAGUGGAGGUCCAUCCUCACAGCAACCUGGAAGACCUGAAGACAGUGACGUCCAUCAGUUUGUUCAUGAGAGUGGACCCUGACAAGGAUCCCAUUGAGGACCGCUUCAUCUUAUACCUGGGAGACAGAAAUGGUAGGAAAGACUACAUGGGACUGGCUAUCAAGAAUGACAACCUGGUGUUUGUGUACAAGCUGGGGGGAGAAGAUGUUGAGAUUCCACUUAGUUCAAAGCCUGUGAGCCAAUGGCCCGCAGUCUUCAACUACAUCAAAGUAGAGAGGCUGGGCAGACAUGGAAAAGUCUUCCUGACCAUCCCCAGCCAGAGCUCCACAGAUGAGCAGAAGUUCAUCCAGAAAGGAGAAGCUCCAGGCACUGACUCACUUUUCGACAUCGACCCCAAGGAUAUCGUGUUCUUCGUUGGUGGUGUCCCAUCGGAUGUCAGGCUCCCCCCUCUUCUGAGUCUGGCUCCUUUUGUGGGCUGCAUCGAGUUGGGUUCGCUGAACAAUGACGUGAUCAGUCUUUACAAUUUCAAACACACUCACAAAAUGGAUGUUGUUGCAUCAACACCGUGCCCCAGGUACAAGUUGGCAUUUUCCCAGAGUCGCAUUGCCAGCUACCUGUUUGAUGGAACGGGCUACGCACUCAUCAAUAAUAUUGAGAGGAGGGGCCGAUUUGGUGUUGUCACCAGAUUUGAUAUAGCCGUGCGAACUGUUGCAAACAAUGGCAUCCUUCUACUUAUGGUCGAGGGGGAUAAUUUCUUCCUUUUAGAGUUGAAGAAUGGCUUCCUGCGCCUGAUGUACGACUUUGGCUUCAGCAAGGGUCCUCAAGUUUUAGAGGAUAAAAUACCAAAGCUGCAAAUAAAUGAUGCACGAUACCAUGAGGUGUCAGUGAUCUACCAUCAGUCAAAGAAGGUCAUCCUGCUGGUUGACAAGAGCCAUGUGAAAUCUUUGGAGAAUCCCAAAACCACGCUGCCUUUCUCCGAUAUCUACAUAGGAGGGGCUCCCUCAAGCAUUUUAAAAUCCAAGCCGGAGCUGUCUGCUGUCCUGGGUCUGAAAGGCUGUGUGAAAGGUUUCCAGUUCCAGAAGAAAGACUUCAAUCUGCUGGAGGAGCCUGGAACCAUCGGCAUCAGCAGCGGCUGCCCUGAGGAGUCCUUUAUGUCCCGUAAAGCCUAUUUCACCGGUGAGAGCUACCUGGGAUCAACAGCCAAGAUUUCACCCUUCGACAACUUUGAAGGAGGACUGAAUUUCAGAACGCUGCAGCCGGCCGGACUCCUCUUCUACACGAAUGAAGGGUCAGAAGAGUUCAGCAUAUCCUUGGAGAACGGAGCCGUGGUGCUGACCUGCAGAGGCACGCGGGUUAAAUCCCACAAGAAGCAAUACAACGAUGGAAGGGCACACUUCUUAGUGGCCUCAGUAAACGAUCAGAAGUAUUCACUGUUGGUGGACGACAAAGACAAGCAGGAGAAGAAGCGUCCAUCAUCUGCCCCGAAAGCCUCCUCAGGUUCUGCUGUGAAGACCUUCUACUACGGAGGCUCUCCCAGCAGCAGCUUCAGGAACUUCACAGGCUGCAUCAGCUACGCUUACAUCAACAGACAGGACCGGGACAUAGAGCCUGAGGACUUCCAGCGGUACACAGAGAAGGUCCAGAUGUCCCUGCAGGACUGCCCCGUCCAGCGGCCCCCUGCUGCUCUGCUAUCCAGGCACAGGGAACACAGCUCUAGAGCCAGACAGAGCCCAUCACGGAAGGUCAGCAGGGAGGAGUCCAGCCCCCCUCUGGGCCUGAUGGAGCUGAGGAAUGAUGAGCAGGACUCAUCUGAGCUCAGCAGCGAGCCCUGCUAUCUCUCCUCAAGUCCCAGGGCAACCCGCCAAGCCUUCCACUAUGGCGGCAUCGCCAACAGCAGGCAGCACCACACAGAUCUCGUGGAGUCCCUCUCUGAAAGGUCCCACUUCUCCUUGUCCCUGAAGACCAACUCAUCAUCUGGCCUUAUCUUUUAUGUAUCUAAUGUCCAAGAGGACAACUUCAUGGCCCUGUUCCUGGCCCACGGGAAGCUUGUAUACACUUUCAAUGUGGGAGAGCAAAGAGUCAAAAUCAGGAGCGAGGAGAAGUACAAUGACGGUGCCUGGCACAAUGUCCUUUUUAUCCGUGACGGGAGUAUGGGCCGGUUAAUUAUUGAUGGGCUCACAGUGCUGGAGGACAGAGCUCAGGGAAGCAACGUCUCCUGGCAUGUCAGCAGCCCCCUGUUCGUGGGAGGGGUUCCUCCUGGGAGAGCCCAAAAGAAUAUUCAGAGAAACUCUGCAUACAGCUUCACCGGCUGCUUGAAGAACCUUCAGCUCGAUGGCCAGCAGCUGUCCUCGGUGACAGAGACGUUUGGGGUCACUCCAUGCUUCGAGGGACUCUCCGAGGCAGGAACAUUCUUCUCAGAGGAAGGAGGAUAUGUCGUGCUUGAUGAGACAUUUGACCUUGGGUUAAAGUUUGAGCUGGUGAUGGAGGUGCGCCCCCGCGUGACAUCUGGGAUACUGCUGCAUGUGCGCACAGCAGAGGGCUAUUUCACCAUAUUCAUUCAUCAAGGCAUGGUGGUGGUUGUUGUGAACGAUGGUUCUCAUGAGUUCUUCACAAAGGUGACACCAAGGCAGAGUCUGUGUGCUGGCAACUGGCACAGGAUCACUGUGAUCCGUGAUGCCAACGUUGUCCAGCUGGACGUGGACUCUGAGGUCAACCAUGUGGUGGGACCUCUGAACCCCAGCUCCACAGAAGCCAACAAGCCGGUGUUUAUUGGAGGAGCCCCAGAUCCCUUCCUCCCAGAGAGCAUUGACACCAGGAAGCCCUACGUGGGCUGUAUGAGGAACCUGACCAUCAAUAACAGCCGAGUGAGCUUCAGCAAAGCGGUACUGGUCAGUGGAGCAGUCAGCGUUGGAACCUGUCCAGCAGCAUAAACCAUCACUGACCAAACACAUGAAAAACUAUCGUUGGUUAACAUUAAAUAAAAAAUGUGUCAGAUGUUU
Eleginops maclovinus (Patagonian blennie) is the source of this 5832-nucleotide messenger RNA. RefSeq names its product laminin, alpha 4 (gene lama4). The record is from RefSeq and is a predicted model, not a curated record. Gene Ontology annotation, molecular function: signaling receptor binding. Gene Ontology annotation, biological process: regulation of cell adhesion; regulation of cell migration; regulation of embryonic development. Lineage: Eukaryota; Metazoa; Chordata; Actinopteri; Perciformes; Eleginopidae.